Messenger RNA from Eutrema salsugineum, 1302 nucleotides. RefSeq names its product G-box-binding factor 4. Gene Ontology annotation, cellular component: nucleus. Gene Ontology annotation, molecular function: DNA-binding transcription factor activity. Gene Ontology annotation, biological process: positive regulation of DNA-templated transcription. The record is from RefSeq and is a predicted model, not a curated record. The coding region runs from base 169 to 1140 and encodes 323 amino acids. NCBI's taxonomy places the organism in Eukaryota, Viridiplantae, Streptophyta, Magnoliopsida, Brassicales, Brassicaceae. The transcript has a single exon.
UCGAAAAUUACCAAAUCCGCUAGGGUUCACAAAAAAACCCUAAAAUCUCGCGAGCUCAGGUUCUCGAGUGAAUCUCUGUGUUCUCCGAUUCCAUUUCGAGCCGAGUCAAAGAAAACCGAGUGAUUUUCUGAUCCGAUUCCGGCGAGUGAGGAUCAACGGACUUCUUUCAUGGCGUCCUUUAAGGUGCUACAUUCUUCAAAUUCUAGAAACUCGGAUCUAUCUCGUCGCAUCCCAUCUUCUUCUUCUUCCUCUAUAAGACCUCAACAGUUCAGGCGAGAUCCCAUCGCCGAUGAAUCGAGGAUUAGCGGCGGUUACGGCGGAAGUAACGACGGAUACGGCUCUAAUACGAUGACGGUGGAAGGGAUUCUACACGACGCCUUCGCAUCGGAUCCACCAGCGACUGACUCUUCACUCCUAGAAGCUUCGAUAACUCUGAUGGAUACUCCAUCAGCGCCGAUGGAGAUAACGACGGUUUCCGAUCUCGAUCGCGGCGGCGGAGGAGGAACGGAGACGCGUGGGAAGAGUGUCGAUGAGGUUUGGAGAGACAUCGUGUCUGGAGAAGGGAAAGGGAUGAAGGAAGAGACGCAGGAAGAGAUAAUGACGUUGGAGGAUUUUCUAGCGAAAGCCGCCGGGGGAGAUUCAGCGACGGUGGUAGGGAACGGAGGAGGAGAAUCCGACGAUAUGGAUGUGAAGAUUCCGCCGGAGAGACUCGAUUACGGAUUCGAUCAUUCAGCGCCGCCGCAUAAUCCGUUUCAGAUGAUUGAUAAAGUAGAAGGAUCUAUCGUUGCGUUUGGGAACGGUUUGGAUGUUUACGGAGGAGGAAGAGGAGGAGGAGGAGCGAGAGGGAAGAGAGCGAGAGUAAUGGUGGAGCCAUUGGAUAAAGCAGCUGCGCAGAGACAGAGAAGGAUGAUUAAGAACCGUGAAUCUGCUGCUAGGUCGAGAGAGAGGAAACAAGCUUAUCAAGUUGAGUUGGAGUCUUUAGCAGCGAAGCUCGAGGAAGAGAAUGAAACGCUUUCGAAAGAGAUUGAAGAGAAGAGGAAAGAGAGGUACAAGAAGCUAAUGGAGUUUGUGAUUCCUGUAGCUGAGAAACCGCAGCAGCAACCACGGUUCUUACGCAGGAUUCGAUCUUUGGAAUGGUAAUAAUAAAGGUAUAGACUUUUUCAUGCUUUUUUUUAGGAUUCAAGGGUUCUUUGUUUUGUAACUAAAACCUGUUUGUGUGAGAGUGGAUUCAUAAUCUACUGUAGAGAGUGUGAUGAACAUGGUUAAUAAUAACUUAAAUAUUAUAUAGAUUUGCAUAUGUUA